Striga hermonthica is the source of this 945-nucleotide messenger RNA. Lineage: Eukaryota; Viridiplantae; Streptophyta; Magnoliopsida; Lamiales; Orobanchaceae. The record is from the annotation of a GenBank genome assembly.
AUGGAAUCUGUAGUGGAGGCAACAUCCGGUGCGGUGGGUGCACUGGUCAGCACCACCAUUUUGUACCCGCUUGACACUUGCAAGACCAAGUAUCAAGCUGAAAAUCGAGCCCACCAUCAUCAGAAAUACAGGAAUAUAUCUGAUGUCCUCUGGGAGGCAAUAUCCACCCGUCAAGUACUCUCGUUGUACCAGGGCUUGGGAACAAAGAACUUCCAGUCUUUCAUUUCGCAGUUUAUCUAUUUCUACGGGUACAGCUUUCUGAAGAGACUUUACUUAAGAAAAAGUGAGUCCAAAUCUAUCGGGACCCGAGCCAACUUGAUCAUAGCGGCUGCUGCUGGUGCUUGCACGGUGGUAGUCACACAGCCGCUGGAUACAGCAUCCUCAAAGAUGCAGACGAGUGAAUUUGGGAAAUCCAAAGGGCUUUGGGAAUCUCUAAGCGAGAGCACUUGGGCGGAGUUGUUUGAUGGGUUGGGCAUCUCUCUCCUUCUCACGGCAAAUCCUUCCAUUCAGUACACCGCGUUUGAUCAGUUAAAGCAGAGACUGCUAACGGCGAAGCUGAGAAAAGGGGAAAAUGAUGUGAUGGCAACAUCUCCCGAAGCUCUUUCUGCAUUUUCUGCUUUUGUGUUGGGUGCUGUCUCGAAAUGCAUUGCUACCUGUUUAACGUACCCAGCUAUAAGAUGUAAAGUGAUGAUCCAGUCAGCUGAGUCGGACGAGGGUAAAGAUGAACAUGCUCGUAAGACCGUGUUUGGUGCACUCCAUGCAAUUUGGGAAAAAGAAGGUCUACUGGGUUUUUUUAAAGGUUUGCAGGCCCAAAUCCUGAAGACCGUCUUAAGUUCUGCACUUCUUUUAAUGAUAAAGGAGAAAAUCACAAAGUCGACAUGGGUCACAAUGCUUGCCCUACGAAGGUUCAUAUUUCUUACCAGAACACAGUUAAAGAACUCAUAA